Molecule: messenger RNA, 3210 nt
Organism: Gekko japonicus
Lineage: Eukaryota; Metazoa; Chordata; Lepidosauria; Squamata; Gekkonidae
Gene: UBE2J2
Product: ubiquitin conjugating enzyme E2, J2
Exons: 7
Coding region: 154-933 (259 amino acids)
Source: RefSeq, a predicted model, not a curated record
CCCUGCCUGGCCCUGCUUUGGGCUGCCAUCUUGGACGGUGGCGGCGCUGUGGGAAGGGAUCCGCGCGGAGCCGUCUCGGCGGAGUGGCUGGACCCCGGAGCCCGCUCCCGAGCCCGAAGCCGCACAAGAGGGCGCUGGGCCCGGCGGGGAGAGAUGAGCAGCAACAGUACCAAGCGGGCGCCCACGACAGCCACCCAGAGACUCAAACAAGACUACCUGCGCAUUAAAAAAGACCCAGUGCCUUAUAUCUGCGCUGAACCUCUCCCAUCAAAUAUCCUCGAAUGGCACUACGUGGUACGGGGACCGGAGAUGACGCCGUAUGAAGGUGGCUAUUACCAUGGGAAACUGAUUUUCCCCAGAGAAUUUCCUUUCAAACCUCCGAGUAUUUAUAUGAUAACGCCUAAUGGAAGAUUUAAAUGCAAUACACGGCUAUGUCUUUCAAUUACCGAUUUUCACCCUGACACGUGGAACCCGGCGUGGUCGGUCUCGACAAUCCUAACGGGGCUGCUUAGUUUUAUGGUUGAAAAAGGCCCCACUUUGGGGAGCAUAGAAACGUCGGAGUUCACUAAAAGGCAGCUUGCUUCACAGAGCUUAGCGUUUAACCUGAAAGACAAAGUUUUCUGUGAAUUAUUCCCCGAAGUGGUAGAGGAAAUCAAGCAGAAGCAAAAGGCACAAGAAGAGCUCCACAGCCGCCCCCCGGCCCUCCCGCUGCCCGACGUUGUUCCCGACGGGGAGACGCAUCACGGCCAGAAUGGGCUGCCGCUCCUCAACGGGCACGUGCCAUUGGCUGCCGCUAACCACCCGGGCCUCCAGCAGGCCAAUCGGAACCACGGACUCCUGGGCGGAGCUUUGGCGAACUUGUUUGUUAUAGUCGGUUUCGCAGCCUUUGCCUACACGGUCAAAUACGUCCUGAGAAGCAUAGCGCAAGAGUGAGGGCGCCCUGCACCGGUUCCAUGACCAAAUUAGUGGUAGUGGCAGCAAAAUCAAAAAAGCGCAUUUUGGGGACACUCUCUGGGUAUCAGACUUCCAACCCCGGGAUAAACAAUGUGAUGUACAGGUAAAAACAAAACUUGGUUUGGCUCAUGGGUUUAGUUUGGGGGAAGGAGGAAGAUAGCAGUUUAAAAAAAAAUAACUUUAAGAUUGGAAGCAGACACCAUUGGGAUUGAGCAGAUAAAGAAGAGGGGUUGACAUCCACUCCCUCCUCCCCAAAUGCCCAGUUUUCCUCUGAAGAGUAAAAAGAGCAAACCCCAAAGUUUAUGAGCCCACCAACGGAUUUUCUGUGGCGAUGUUUGCAUUGGUAUCAAAGCCCCAUUUAUGUCUCCAGAAACGCCCACCGUUUUCCAGGUACCCCCUGGGGGUUCCCAGAGAAGUGGAAAGUCAAAAUGGGGGAGGAUGGAGAUUAAUUCUUCCACUCCCACGGCUUUCUUUAUCCUCUCCCUUGCCCUUUGCCUCGGGGAGCCACUAGUUGCAAGGAGCAGAGGAAAAUCCCCCAGCUGGGGAAGGGUCCGGUGGCCUUUCUCCCUUUCAAAUACCCCCUUCCCCUGAGUCACUCCGCUGCUGUCAUCCGGUUCCCCCCUUAGCCCAUGAAAGGAUGAAUAGAGACAGGAUUCUCCAGGAAGCGUCGGGCGAGAGUCGGCACCGUUUCCUUUCCAAUGGGCCACGUGGCGCGGAUCUAGCUACGCGUAAAGUUUUGUUUUGCAUUAGCGUUAGAGGUGAGGGGGAAACAAUUUUUUUGUCCCGCUCGUGCCCCGCAAGCGUGGCGGCUGUGAAACUUGGUGCUAAAAGGGAGGGAGGAGACGGUUCAUUUCGUAAAAAGGGAACCUGGGUGGACGCCCUUUACUGUCUGGCGGUAAUCAUGGUGAUCGCGGCACUGUCCCGGAUGACACGGUGUGCGUUUUGAAGUAUGCAUGUCCUUUGUCUCAAUUUGUCAGAAUGAUGUAACUUUUUUUUUUUGGGUUGCUUAAUCUGGGCUGGCAGGAGCUGUGCUGCACCCAGUUCACCCAGAAGCCAGCCCAGCGGACCAUGAAACCGGGGCCCCAUCGUGUCUCGCGGGCGUUUUUGACGCAGGAUCUUUCGAGUUUGUACUCGGCGGUGUUCAGUUCUCGAGAAGGAAUCCCCCCCUUGCUUUUAACACGUGCCUUCCGGGUUGCAGCUGGCCGCCGGAUGUUACCUUCUUUUAACAUUUGAUUUUAAUAAAGAGAAAAUCCCGAGCAGAUGGUCUUGGAAAGGAUUCGGGGUUAAUCCCUUUGAAGCUGGGGGUGCCGGGAAGCGAAAGCACGACGGAUCGCACCACUGAGUUCUCGGGCGACUGUGAAGGUCCCUGCCCUGACCCCAGUCGUUCGUGUCGGUAGUCCGGCUCCUAUCUCAGUUUGUGCGAUCGGCAGAAGCAGUCGGGCGGUGCUUCUCAUGAAGGUGUGUGUGUUUUGUGUGUGUGUGUGUGGGGUUUCCCUCUGAAUGAUCUCCUUUUCCACCCCCCCCUUGCUUAUAGAAAUCCAGUGUGUCAGGGAGAAGGGAUUCUCCCACGAGGAGUUUGUUGUCAAUGUGACGGGGUGCAAUUCAGAGAUGUCGUCUUACCCCUUAACCUGAAGUGAGGGGACGUUAAUGGGUUGCACCUACCAGUUUGCAGAAGCCUGUUCGUAGUUGCGUAGCCCCAAUUCCUUUGGGGCCGAUCUCCCACCCCUGGCCCUGCGAGGGUGGGGGGAAGCUGAACCACUCGCACCGCCUUUGGGUGGGGGGAGGCGCUGUUUCAGCAGCCCUGUGGUCCACCCAAAUAGAAGAGCAGGGGAGAACUCUACUAGAGGUCUUCCCGUAACGUGCAUUUUAAUAGCUAGCCGGGGAGAUGGCUCGUGGUUGAGAGAGUUGUGUGUGUGUGGGGGUGCAUCUGCUGGGUCCUUCCCCCAAAUUUUGCCUUGGCUCAUAGGCAGACACCAGUGCCUUUCCGAACUGUCACCAACUCUUCAGAGCCCCUCCGGGAAAGUGAGGCCUUCUCCGAACGGUUCCAGAUUUGUUAAAAACACACGGCGUCAGACUUAGAACCUGAUACGCUCACGCUUUUAAUCCUUCCUCCGCUCAAUAAAAGUUACCUCCUGUGUUCUUAAGAAUGCAGUAUUUCCCCCCCCCCCAUGCCUUUUCAGACUCCAAGCGGCCGGUUUUACCUUUUUUUGUAGCUUAAAAGGAGAGAGAGCUUUGAUCUCUGCUUGGAUGGGAUAA